Amphimedon queenslandica is the source of this 516-nucleotide messenger RNA. RefSeq lists its product as uncharacterized. The coding region runs from base 90 to 440 and encodes 116 amino acids. Lineage: Eukaryota; Metazoa; Porifera; Demospongiae; Haplosclerida; Niphatidae. The record is from RefSeq and is a predicted model, not a curated record. The transcript has 3 exons.
AUAAGAAGACUGACCCUGAAGCUGUUAAAAGGUCCAUCACAACUCUUGCUGCUAUAGUAAGAAAAGAUGGUGCUAUAAGUCUAGAACAAAUGGCUACAAAAAUAGAUGGGUGUUCCAAUCCUGAAGAGUUCAGGUGCAUUACUUCUGAUGUAUCUCAAGGUAUACAAACAGCACUGGAUAGUAUUGCGACGGAAGCAUUUUCAAAGGAUAUCAUUACUUCUUCUGAAUAUCAGGCCUGCAUUGAUGGAAGUGCCACUGCAGAAAAUAGGCGCAUAAAAUUCCUAUUCACUGCAAUUUAUGAAGCAAUAAAUUUAGACCCAAAGAACUUGGGUCGUUUUUUAGAUGUACUGAAGGAUAUGAGAGAACCUAUCAUUACUCAGAAUUGCCAUGACCCAAUAAAAAAAAUGCUGGAAAAAGAUGAGGGGAUAGAUGACUGUUAAAAUACUCUACCUAUCAUAAACUUUUUGCUAAACUAUUAUAACUUACGCUACUUUAUUGUAUUUUUUGUAUUUUUGA